AUGUUCUUACAGCGGACUGCCGCGACGCCCCUGAGGCCGAUGUUGAAUACGCACUUCCGGAUAGGCCUCCUCCAGUCAUUACGGCAGCCAGAAAGACGCCACAUCCACCACCUCCGGCCCGUCCGGCACGCAGUUGUCGCCGGUCAAACGUCUUUCUCUAGUCGCGUCUUCUCCCCCAGCAGACGAGCCUUGUCAUCCUCCCUCGCUUCCCCCUCUUACGACCCGCAACAGCAGCAACGACAGCACCAACAAGCACCACCACCACCACCACCUCCACCAUCGCGCUCCCGCUUCCGCCGUUUCGUCUCGCUCGUCAUCCGCGGCUUCUUCUUUACCACCGUUGGCUAUGUGCUCGUCGUCGGUCACUCCACUCGGCCGCUGUGGAAAGACCUGGACGUGGCCUCGCUGUUCCGGACCACCAACGAUACCGACCCGCUCUCGACGAAGAGGCCGCUCUCUCGUGCCCAUGCGGCCGAGCUGGCCUACCGGCCGGACAGCCCGGAGGCUGCCGCCCUCGAGGCAUACCUGGCGGACCACCCGAUGUGGACCGACGGCCAUGGCCGCGAGCUGAUCCAGGUCUGGCACCUUGGCCGCGGCCUCUGUGGUCAUCCCGGCAUCGUCCAUGGCGGCUUCGUCGCCACCAUGCUCGACGAAGGCCUCGCCCGCUGCUGCUUCAACGCCCUGCCGAUGGGUGUCGGCAUGACCGCCUAUCUCCAUGUCGACUACCGUGCCCCCACGCCGGCCGACGCCUUUGUCGUCCUGCACGCCAAGACUGUCCGUGUCGAGGGCCGCAAGGCUUGGGUUCAGGCCCGCCUCGAAACCCUGCCGCCACCAUCCGAGGACGGCAAGCCCGCGGCUACGCCCGUCGUCUUGGCCGAGGCUGAGGCCCUCUUUGUCGGCUUCCGCGACAAUGGCCUCGGCAAGUUCAUGCGCUCCCUCAACACAUAG
Grosmannia clavigera kw1407 is the source of this 948-nucleotide messenger RNA. RefSeq names its product thioesterase family protein. The record is from RefSeq and is a predicted model, not a curated record. The coding region runs from base 1 to 948 and encodes 315 amino acids. Lineage: Eukaryota; Fungi; Ascomycota; Sordariomycetes; Ophiostomatales; Ophiostomataceae. The transcript is spliced from 4 exons.